AGUUCUUUCAACCGUUUAAGUGCGUAGUAGGGUACGUGACGCAUUCUCACAAGUGGACGAGCGAAGAAUCCUGCACUCGACAUACCUGUUCCUACCCAUGGUCCAAGGUCAGACGGAUCAACGGCCCCUGUCUAGGGAUUUUUUCCGAAGAGUCGACGUUGUUGCCAACCUCGUAGGCGGAAAUAUUCGCGGAGAAGAUCCGCGCGGAAUUUGGAACGCCCUCAGGGUCAUGCGAACUGUGGCGCAGCGCGGGGUGGUGCAGAGGGGAGUCGCGAAUGUGGGAGAGGAUUUUCAAAGUUUUGAGGUUAUAACGAGUGUUAAGCAGGCGCCGAGACGUGGUGAGCCCAGCUGAAACGGCGAGCCGCGAGUCCUACCGGCGAAGGUGUGCGUCCGGAAACACUUUGGAGUCUCGUGAAGAAAGCCCGGAGCUCGAACAUGAGAGUGUUUAGGCUCCCUAGCAAGUGAACCCAAGUCGGAAAUGACGGCUCCAAGUAUUCUUAGGGCAAUGCGGGAGCACAGGAUGGCCGAUCUGGCCGUUUGACGAAUAAUUACGAGUUCGCGGGUGGAUAUCUGGUGAUACUAACGGGUGAAAAUGGUAAAGGAGAGACCAAAUUCAAUCCGCAUUUACGACUCGGAUGGGUACAAACGCAGAGCAGCAUGCAUCUGCGUCAGGAACGACCUCGAGGAGGAGGUGCUUCUGGUAACAUCCAGUAGAAGGCCCGACAACUGGGUGGUACCGGGUGGAGGUGUGGAACCAGAAGAGGAACCAGCGGUGACGGCACUUCGAGAAGUCAGAGAGGAGGCUGGAGUUCUUGGUCAAUUGGGUCGUUGCCUUGGCAUAUUCGAGAGCGUCGAGCAGAAACAUAGAACGCAAGUAUGGGUGAUGCGAGUAACUGAAGAAUUGCCAGAAUGGGAGGACUCGCGUGCCAUAGGUCGUAAACGAAAAUGGUUCUCUAUACCAGAAGCUCUGUUCCAGCUCGCUCAGUUCAAGCCCGUCCAGAGCUCUUACUUGCACAGCCUCCGUAAUUCUAACCCUUGCCAUAUUAAUCCCGGCAGUCCUCCGUCUCAUCAUCCUCAUACUCCAGCAGCUCCCAUUCAGCUCAUGAACAAUUCCGGUACCAGUCCCCACCUUAAUAAACACAGCUAAUACUACGUACCAUUCGUUUGCAUUAGCAUCGCCGUUGAACUCUGAAACUUAUCCACUGCAUCUCCUAUUUGCCCUUUCAGGAUCACAACAAUUAUUAUCACUGUAUUUUAUACAUUAAACUAUAAUAAUGAUACUA
Orussus abietinus is the source of this 1283-nucleotide messenger RNA. RefSeq names its product diphosphoinositol polyphosphate phosphohydrolase 1 (gene Aps). Gene Ontology annotation, molecular function: diphosphoinositol-polyphosphate diphosphatase activity; bis(5'-adenosyl)-hexaphosphatase activity; endopolyphosphatase activity. The record is from RefSeq and is a predicted model, not a curated record. Gene Ontology annotation, biological process: adenosine 5'-(hexahydrogen pentaphosphate) catabolic process; diadenosine pentaphosphate catabolic process; diphosphoinositol polyphosphate metabolic process. The transcript is spliced from 3 exons. Gene Ontology annotation, cellular component: cytoplasm; nucleus. Bases 593 to 1147 code for a protein of 184 amino acids. Lineage: Eukaryota; Metazoa; Arthropoda; Insecta; Hymenoptera; Orussidae.